AUGAAUGUCUUGUACGACAAGAACCAUUAUAAACUUGCUCUAGGUCAAAUUAACACAGCUCGUCAUCUUAUUGAGCAAGUAGCCAAAGAUUAUGUCCGGCUUAUCAAGUUUGGCGAUAGUCUUUACCGUUGCAAACAGCUUAAGCGUGCGGCUCUCGGUCGAAUGGCUACUAUAAUGCGUCGGAACAAAGACCCUCUUGCCUACCUUGAGCAGGUCCGCCAACAUAUCUCUCGUCUUCCAGCAAUUGACCCUAGCACAAGAACUUUGGUUGUCUGUGGUUAUCCUAAUGUUGGAAAGUCGAGUUUUUUGAACAAGGUGACGCGCGCUGAUGUGGACGUUCAGCCAUAUGCCUUCACUACAAAGUCUCUCUUUGUUGGUCAUAUGGAUUACAAGUAUCUUCGCUGGCAAGUAAUUGAUACACCAGGUAUAUUGGACCACCCAUUAGAAGAAAUGAAUACAAUUGAAAUGCAAGCCAUCACGGCACUUGCACAUUUGCGAGCAGCCGUCCUGUAUUUCAUGGAUCUGUCUGAGCAAUGUGGCUAUUCCAUUGAGGCUCAGAUUCAACUGUUUAAUAGCAUCAAGCCUCUUUUUGCUAACAAACCCACAUUCCUGGUAAUCAACAAAAUUGAUGUGGCAAGGCUGGAGGAUUUAGACGAUGAGAAAGCAAAUGAAAUCCGCAAUCUCGUGGAGGAGUCCGAUGGCAAGGUCCAAUUGAUGGAGAUCAGUACAUUCACCGAUCAGGGUAUCAUGGAUCUUAAACAUCAAGCUUGCGAAACGCUGCUGGCAACGCGUGUCGAGCGCAAGAUCAAGGGUCCGAAGGGUGAUAACAUUUUGAAUCGUCUACAUGUGGCAAAGCCGCAGCGUCGGGAUGACGUUGAACGGUUGCCCUUUAUUCCUGACUCGAUUCUCGAUGGAACCCGCAAAAAGUUUGAUAUGGAGGACCCGUCACGCCGUAAGACGGAGCGCGAUAUCCAAGAUGAACAAGGAGGUGCUGGCGUUCACAACAUUGACAUGAAGAAGAACUACCUCCUUGCCAAUGACGAAUGGAAAUAUGAUAAAAUUCCUGAGAUCUUUGAAGGCAAGAAUGUGGCAGACUUUAUCGAUCCCGACAUCGUCGAGUCCUUGGAGAAUCUUGAGCGUGAAGAAGAGAAGCUGGAGGCUGAAGGCUUUUACGAUGAGAGCGACGAAGAAGAAGACGAGGAAGACAAGGAGCUUCGCCAAGUCGCUGAAGCUAUCAAGCAGCGUCAAGCUAAGGCAAAAGCCCAAGCACAGGACAAGAAGGCGCUCCAGAGUCGGGCGCAAAUCCCCCGCAAGUUUCAGCAUCGCACGCUGUCUCAGAUGGCUGAAAAUAUGCGCGCCGCUGGUAUUGACCCAAGCAACGUGGAAAUGCGUGCGGAGCUGCUGGCUAAAGCAAAGGGUCUUGUGGGUAAACGCAAGAAUCGUGUGGAAGAUGAGAUGGAUAUGGAAGAUGAUAAUCUCGAUGGCAUGAAUUCGGAUGAAAGUAUGGCUGUCGACGAGGAUGCGACAGACUCUGUGCCAUCACGCAAAAAGGUUCGUGCAGCUGCAACCAAGCAGGCACCGGCUCUCGCCCGUGGUAAGAGCUCGACUACUGCUUCAACAAACCGUGAAGGUGGACUCAUUACAUCUCGUGCUGGUGCAGCCCGUAUCCCUGCACGCAACAGGCAAGCGGAAGGUCUCCGAGGCAAGGACCAGGAAAUGAAGGCGCGGAGCUUGCAUGAAAUGAGCCUUCGCGAUCGGAAUCGUGAAGCUCGUGCUGGUGAAUCUGAUCGUCGGAUCCAGGAAUCAAAGCCAAAAUGGCUCUUUGCUGGUAAGCGCAGCAAUGGUACUACACGUAGUCGUUGA
Molecule: messenger RNA, 1863 nt
Organism: Malassezia sympodialis ATCC 42132
Lineage: Eukaryota; Fungi; Basidiomycota; Malasseziomycetes; Malasseziales; Malasseziaceae
Gene: NOG1
Product: putative GTPase NOG1
Molecular function (GO): GTP binding
Source: RefSeq, a predicted model, not a curated record